UAGCCUGCUCUCCCUAGUGACGUAAUGGGAUGUCCUGGUGACCACCAUAACAAGUUGAACAUUUUCCAUGAAAAAAGUUACAGACCUUUACCAAUAAAAACAGCAAAAUGACAACAGUAAGAAGAACUUUCCAGACGCACAGUCAGCGUAAUGCACGCAUGGACCAAACCAGGCGUGAAGAGGAGAUGAGGGAAGACACAAUAAAACAACUGAGCCAGGAGAAGAUGCUUGAAGCCAACAUGGCAAGUGAGGAUAGGGUUGAAGAGAAAAGGUUCCUGAGAAGAAUGCAGAUGGCUGAUAAAGAAAGAGAAAUGCAAGAUUCAAUAUUAAAGGCUGAAAGGGAUCGUAUCAUAAAAGAAGAGCAAAUGCUACAAGAAGAGAGGAUGGCAAUGGAGCUUGAGAAAAUUAAACUUGAGGGAACGAGGGAUGAAAAAAUGAGACAACAAAUCAGGGAAAAUAGUAUUGAACUUCGUGAAUUAGAAGCCAAACUUAAGUCAGCUUACAUGAACAAAGAGCGUGCUGCACAACUUGCAGAGAAAGAUGCCUUGAAGUAUGACAGAAUGGCAAGGGAGGCUGAGAUAGCGCGCCAGAUGAAGACAGAGAAUGAGAGAGCACAGUCCGCCGAGAGAGAUCGGGAGCUAGAACGCUUUCAGGAACAGAUUCGGUACCAGCAGGAGCUAGAACGACAGUUAGAGGAACAAGAGGUUAAGAAACAACAAGCCUAUGAAGAGUUCCUGAAAGAAAAGCUCAUGAUUGAUGAGAUUGUGCGUAAGAUAUACGAGGAAGACCAAAAUGAACGUGAAAUUGCUCUUCAGAAAAGAAAAGCCACACAAAAAUAUAUUGAAGAAUUUAAAGCCAAACGUCAAGUUUGGAAAGACAUUGAAAAACAGAAAAUGGAGGAAGAAAAUCGUAAAAUCAUGGAAUUUGCUAAAGUCCAGGCUGAAAGGGAGGCAUUACGCCAAGAUGAAAAGAAAGAGAAAGACGAAGCAAUGGCCAAAGUGCAACAAUCACUUGCUGAAGAUAUUGCAAGACUCGAACAGGAGAGGACAGAGAUGGAGAGGAUACGUCAGGAGCUGGCCCUUGAAGAACAAGAGGAGGCUGAGAGACAAAAGGAGAAAGAUGACAUGGAAAAUAGAAUUAGAGCCAGACUUGACCUACAGGCUUCAUAUGAGAAACAGCUUGAGUAUAAGCGUUUGCGUCAAGAUGCUGAACUACAAGAGGAAGAGGAGUUCAAGAGACAGAUGUUGGCCAAGUUUGCUGAGGAUGAUCGUAUCGAGCAAAUGAAUGCUAACAAACGUCGCAUGAAGCAAUUGGAGCACAAGCGAGCUGUGGAGGAGUUGUUAGCACAGAGACGUGCGCAAUAUGCUGCAGAUAGGGAACGCGAGCUUGGCGAAAGACAGGAAGAGGAGCGUUUGGAGGAAUUCCGCAGACAAAUCGUGGAACAGGAGAGGAUCAAGCUUCUCAAAGAACAUGCACACAAACUUUUGGGGUAUCUACCAAAGGGGGUUAUCAGAGACACACAAGAUCUCGAAAACCUGGGUAGUGACUUUAAACAAGAAUAUACCAAGAGGAAUAUAGACCCGUUUGAUGAGAGUGCAUUUGAAAAUACUCAAAGUAGGAGGUUCUAAUCUAGCGUAGUAAUUAAUGAAUUAUUUGAUGCCGGAAAUGAUGAGACACUUCUGAGGUCAGUAUUUGGAAUCAUCAUAACUUAAGAUUUGGUUGCAAGCAGUCAUUGUUAAUCAAAAAAUCAUAACAAUUUUCUAUGAAUCGUAAGUUAUGAGUGUCCCAAAAAAGAUCUCUUAUUAGAAAGACUGAAAGGAUGGAGAAUGCACAAUUGGAAGAAAUAUGUAUAAUUUCAUUCUCCUGUUUUAUUUUUUAUAAACAGUUUUCUUCAGAGUUUAAUAUUUAUCCGUCCAUAUAUAAAAUCUCAACAUUUCUAGAUUUAUCCUUCAAUAUAUUUCUCAACAUUCCAGGGAUAGGGCGGAAAUGAUAAUGUGAUGAUCAAUCAAGAAAAUGGAAGGUUUCAUUGCCACACCAUUCCAUCUCAUUUGAAUUUAAAUACUUAUAGGUCUAUGUGUAAACAUGACUUGGGCCAAAAGAGGGAAUAUUUUAACUCAAUGCAAUUUGAAUAUUUUGAGUAUCAUGAUCGCAUGAAUAAAUCAGUGAUCAGAAAAUCUGUGGUUUUGAUACACAUUUGUGAGAUCACAUGCCAGUCCAGAAAGUCCUGUAAAUAUUGUAAAUAUGACUUAACUGAGACUUACAUGCUCA
Messenger RNA from Owenia fusiformis, 2268 nucleotides. NCBI's taxonomy places the organism in Eukaryota, Metazoa, Annelida, Polychaeta, Sabellida, Oweniidae. The record is from the annotation of a GenBank genome assembly.